Messenger RNA from Aplysia californica (California sea hare), 3196 nucleotides. RefSeq names its product cytochrome P450 3A29. Gene Ontology annotation, molecular function: oxidoreductase activity, acting on paired donors, with incorporation or reduction of molecular oxygen; iron ion binding; steroid hydroxylase activity. NCBI's taxonomy places the organism in Eukaryota, Metazoa, Mollusca, Gastropoda, Aplysiida, Aplysiidae. The transcript is spliced from 4 exons. The record is from RefSeq and is a predicted model, not a curated record. Bases 1 to 1512 code for a protein of 503 amino acids.
AUGGACUUUUCACUGUUUGGAGGACUAUCAGACUUUCUACUGUUCGUCUGUCUGCUACUGGUCGUCUUCUACUGGUACUGCAAUGGGUUUUUCAAUGUUUGGGAGCAGCUUGGUGUGCCUGGACCAAAGCCCUGGCCCAUUCUCCUGCAUCUCCCAGAGUUGCGAAAUGGCGUGGACCAAGCUUUAAAGAAAUGGGAGUCAGAGUACGGGCGAACGUAUGGACUUCAAUCGAUCAUCAGCAGAAGGCCUACGCUGGUGACAACGGAUACAAAACUCUUGAAUCACAUCUUUGUAAAAGAUUUUGACAAUUUUGUCAACAGGGCUUCGCCCGCGUUUUUCACAAAAACAACAGCUCUUCGUAGUCUCUUCUUCUACGGUGGUUCAGACUGGCGGAGAACUCGCCACGUCAUGUCACCAAUGUUCACUGGAGGAAAGCUGAAAAUUAUGAUGUAUCACGCAAACAACAGUGCUGCCACCCUGGUGAAUUUAAUCAAAAGAAUCAAAGCUAAAGGAGAGCUCGUCCCAUUGAAAAAGUUCAUGGCCAAAUACACCAGCGACGUCAUCGCUAAAUCUGGCUUCGGGGUGAAAGCUGAGGCUGUUUCAGAUGUUGACAACGAGUUCUUUGACAACAUUAACAAAUUUGUAAGUUUGGGCUCUACGUCACAACAGUUUUUUCGACUCAUUGGCAUGUAUUUUCCAUUCAUCUCAAAGAUUGGCCUGCAUUUCUUUGAGAACGCUGACAUAAUUAAUCCAAAAGCAGAUGCCUAUUUCGCUGAGCUUGCCAAUAACGCUAUAGCGAUGAAACGUGAGCAGAAGUCAGAAAAAGCAAGAGACAUGUUGGAUCUGCUUCUUCAUUCGGAGACCCCGCACACUGCUGCUGGUCCCAACGAAAAAAGCUUGACUACUAAAGAGAUUGUGGCGACGUCCAGCACUCUGCGCUCACUCCUCUACCUGUUGGCUCGAAACCAGGAUAUCCAAGACAAGGUCAUCCAGGAGAUCGAUACUGUACUAGAUGGACGGACAGAACCUGAAUACGAGGAUCUGACCAAUCUCAAGUAUACAGAACAGGUCAUAAAGGAAGCCAUCAGAUUGUUCCCGCCUGUGCCAGCUGUGACCCGUGAAGCUCUGGAGACAAAGACCUACGACGGAGUCACGAUUCCCAAGGGAAGCUGCGUCUUCGUCCGGAUCAACAGAAUUCUUCGUGACCCCGAAUAUUGGUCAGAACCGGACAAGUUUAACCCAGACCGCUUUGCACCAGAUGUGGAACACAAAGCUGGCGCCGUGGCUUACCUGGCCUUUGGCUUUGGACCACGUAUUUGCAUAGGCAAAAGACUUGCUAUUUUGGAGUUGAAGGUGGCCUUGAGUCAACUCUUGUCAAACUUCAGGUUCGUCCAGACAGACCUAACCUACCCAAAACUUGGCGAAGAAGUAAAGAUGGUGAACGUUAUCAACUCAGUUUUUCAGCCAGAGAAACCAAUUGAGCUUGAUGUGGUGCUCAGAAAGGAGGAAUAAGGAGCGGUGUGUUUACUGUCUGUUGAGCACCUACAAUAAACAUAAGUCUAUUUGCCAUCUUUCUUACUUUGAGAAUAUUAAAUUUGAAUUAACAAUCAUCUUGAGAAAUGAAAUUUGGGGUGAACGCAAGGUAUUUUGUCAAGGCCAGCGCUUCUGUGAGCUCAAGAACUAGAGUCCAUAUAGAUCUAUAUUUUGUUAAAGACGUUUGACUUUGGCUUAGCCUGGCACAAUAUAGUCACUCCAGAGCGAAACACUUACACUUGCUGGUCCCUGUUCACAACGACGAACUAAAGGAAAGAAUGCUCCAGGAAGAGUGGGAAAAGGGGGGGGGGGGAAGCUACAGAUCAAUCAGUUUAGAAAAUCAAUGAGCUUUUUGACAAUACCACAGUAUUUUCUGUAUUAUAUAGUUACCGGUAUGUCAAUAAAUAAACGUAAAGUUGCGUAAAUAUGAUUUACUCAGAAUAGUUAAAGACUAUGUAUUUGAGUGUAGCAGCUUACCUUAAUUUUCUUUAAUUUACAUUUUUCACACUUCUUUUUACUUCAACGAUUUGACGUCUCUCGUAAAACAACACGUCCAGUAAGAACAUGUAAAAAUCUUGAUGGAGGCUUUCACUUCCCGUGAAAUUUAUAAAGUUCCGUACAUAGCAUCUAAUGACUGCUCGUUAGUACGUGCUCUCUUUUUGAAGUCUUUUGUUUUUUAAAGGAAAGUGAGCGAUAUAGGCUAUCCAACUUAAUGUUGUCGGCCAUUCCCGUGUAACAUGAAUAUAAUAUAAUAUAUAUAGUCGAACUUGUCUUAAGGGAAGCCUGUGUAAGACGGAAGCCUGUCAUAACGGAAUCUCCCACACUUUCCCUUGAUAAAUUUCUCUAUAAAUACCUCAGUGAAACGGAAACCUGUCUAAUGCGGAACCGGAAAGAGAAACUACUUAGACAGGGUUUUUACCUGUCUAAGACUGAAAAUGCUUUGGCUACUCAGUCCUGAUUUGAAACAAAACUAUCAAGCUUGGUUCCAUCGGCUCUAACCAUUCGCCAUGCCGCCAGGCGAGGAAGGGUCCGUUGCAGGGGUGCAAUACUCUGAUCGUACGACCACUCGAAAAAUGAGUUCCUCGAACCGUUGUUACAUGCACGGGAGGGCUGGCAGUGGCUGACUUAUACCAAUAGGUGGGGCUAUGGGUAGACGCAAAGGAGAUGUUCAAACGUUUCUGUUUUUAAUAAGUCAAACAGUGGUCCCCCAUGAAAUGCAAACACUGGUGGCAAUGGAUAGGUAGUACUGAUGCAUGCCAUUAUUAGAGAGGAUAGCACUUGAGAGGUGUUGAGUUUUGACCACUGCUUGCUGACCGAAUAAGCAACCUAUGAUUCCCCCGGCUGGGCCUCUGAAAACCCCUUCCAUUCUCCCCAUAAAUUUCCCUGUCUACGACGGAAUUUGGUUUUGACUCCCUAAUUGCGAUUCUGUCUUACAUAGGUUCGACUGUACAUUCAUAUAUUCAAUUUUUUGUAUAUCGGGGCGCAAAACAUACUUUUAUUAUUCAAUUAAAACUGUUGCAUUUUGAUUACUCAAUAAGUAUCCAGUUGAAAUAAAGCGUAAACUUGAGUGGCGUUUUCCUCAUUGCCACCUGGAAAGCGUAGGUGUAUCUCUUUCGUAUUUUUGCUCGCUCUGGAAAUAAAUGAUUUGUUUCGGAUUUUCAAA